AACUACCCUAUCUCUCCUCUCGUCUCGCUCCCCCAAAUUUCAAAUUUCCCGACAAACCUCAAAAAAUCAUAACUCCUCGCCGGCGAAAAUCCUCCCAUUUCCGGAAAUGCCCUCGCCUCACUCCGACUUCGACCUCGCGGGAUCCAUUCAGCCAACAUUAGGGAUGGGCGAGUACACGUUCGCUGAUGCCGGCAACUUGGAGCAUUGCGCCAAGUAUUUGAACCAGACGCUGGUGACCUUCGGGUUCCCUGCCUCGCUCGAUCUGUUUGCUACGGAUCCGGUAUCAAUUGCAAGGACUUGCAAUUGCAUACAUUCUCUACUUCAGCAGAGGCAGAGGGAUAUUGAGUUUAGGGAGUCGGCUAAUGAUCAGAGGCAAAGGUUGCAAUCUGACAUAUCAAGAUUAGAGGCCAAGGUUGAAAGACUUGAGGCGCAAAUAGCCUCUAAAGACCGAGAGCUCGCCACCUUAACCCGAAAGGAGGGUAAAGCUACCGCGGCGUUCAAAGCUCAGAUUGAAAAGCUGCAGCAGGAAAGGGAUGAAUUUCAAAAGAUGGUUAUUGGUAAUCAGCAAGUGCGCACACAACAAGUGCACGAAAUGAAGAAAAAGGAGAAGGAAUAUAUAAAAUUGCAGGAGAGGCUAAACCAAGUGUUAAUGGAGAAGAAGAAAGAAUCUAAGUCAGGAAUGGAGAUAAUGAAUUUGUUGCAGAAAGAAGGACGCCAACGGGGAACAUGGAAUGGAAAGAAGGCCGACAAUGAUUUCUAUAAAAUGAUUGUUGAUGCAUACGAAGUGAAGAAGCAAGAACUGAUGGCUGAGAAUUCCGAUUUGCGGGCAUUACUACGUUCAAUGCAGAUGGACAUGCGUGACUUCUUAAAUGCUCCCAAUGGGCAACCACAGCAACCUCUGAAUGUUAAUGAAAAGCAGGAUGCAGGGUCUCCUCAAUCUCCUUUGGGUGGCAGGACAGAUGUAUUUGACCUUCCUUUUCAUAUGGCUAGAGAUCAAAUAGAAGAAAGUUUGCGAACUAAGAUGUCUUCAAUAAAGGCACGCAUGGUUCAGCUUCAAGAUGCACAAAAAGGAGCUGAGGUGACCUCUGAAGCGACUGAGAGGGAGCUUGAGCUUGAAGCUCAACUUGUUGAAGCGAGGAGCAUCAUUCAAGAGCAGGCUUCAAUAAUGUCCAAACACAUUUCAAAGUCUGAGAAGCCAAGGAGACUAAGUAGCCAGCUAGAUGCUGAAAGGGACGGGAUCCAUCCAGCGCCUACUGAGGUGGUCUAGUAACCCACAAAAGCCUGGUAUUUUGACAGUGCCGGCUUUAAAUGCUAUUCAGCUGCAUUGGCGCAGUGCUGUACUAAGUUCUAGAGUAUCAGGGGGGUGGAAACUGGAAGCAUCAGAGUCAGAGCUGGCACUGAUAUGUAACUUUUGUAAGUCUAGUAUUAUCUGGAUUUGGAUAGGUUGAAGUUGGAGGAUUCUCAUGUGAAUCCCUGACUCUGUCCCGAUUAAUAGCUAAAUGAUGUAUCUCAAAUACUGAUUUUUCAAUAGUUAUCAUUUGAAGCCAUAUCAACAUAAGCUUCUCUUUUCCAAUUCA
Messenger RNA from Asparagus officinalis (garden asparagus), 1577 nucleotides. RefSeq names its product afadin- and alpha-actinin-binding protein. Lineage: Eukaryota; Viridiplantae; Streptophyta; Magnoliopsida; Asparagales; Asparagaceae. The coding region runs from base 107 to 1267 and encodes 386 amino acids. The record is from RefSeq and is a predicted model, not a curated record. The transcript has 16 exons.